AUGAAGCCGGCGGGGGAGAGCGGAAGUGCUAGGCAGCCCCGCCCCCUAUGGCCCCGCCUUCGCCGCGGGCCCGCGGGCCCGCGGUCGGAGGGGCGUGGCGUUGGCGCAGACGCCCCGCCCUCCCUCCCCGCGCGCGGGGCCUCCUUCCGCCGGCGCGCCCCGGACGUGACCUCGCGCGGGCGCGCGCCGGAGCCGCCCUGGGGGAGGUACCCGCGCCCCUCGCGCAGGUACGGCCACCCUUUGUCUCCGGCGCCGGCCCCCGGAGCCCGGGUUUCCGCCACCCGCCCGGCCCGAGGCCCCAGUGCUCGCUGCUCCUCUAGCUCCGACCCGGCCUGGGGGCCCCCAGGGCGCAAUCUGACCCCUGAGUCAGGCUCGCAGGGGCGCCCGCAACCUGGGAGGCGCGACAGGAACCCAUUCACUCCAGCCAGCGCGGGCUCCCUGGGUGCAGAAGGCUGCAAAAGCCCUGCACCUCACGGGGCUUGUGCUCCAGAGCGAGAGAGGCCGGCGGGUGCAUCAGUAGAACGUCCAGUGUGUCGGAUGAGUGUCAGGGUGAGAACAAAAGCACGGAACGGCCACCACCCAGGCCGCUGGGGGGCCCUGGAGAAGAGCUUUGCCCACUGUUACUGCAUGGUAGAUGUUGCUGACUCUUCAAACAAGGGCCAGGCACACCUGAAGUCCCAGAAGUCCUCUGUGAUCUGUCGAGGUUCCGGAGCCCAGGCCGAGUGGCCAGCGGCGGGCAGCUGGGCAGGGAGGGAGGGAGGGGGCCGCUCGGUCUCUGAAGUCGGCCCCAAGUUACAUGUGGGAAGCGGUGGCUGUGACGCAAGUUUCCAGGGGGCCCUGGGCUUGGAGGGAGCGCGCCAGAGCGGCUCCUCUCGGAGCAGUUGCAACCGUAAAGAAGAAGAAGAAAAAAAAAAAAAAAAGCCCCGAGCAGCGCCCCAGGCCGCCUUCGCCUUCACCGGGCUCAGCAGCGCGCUCCCGCCCCCUGAGGGCCUUCGAGGGCGCAGACCCUGUACCGGGCAGUCCCUGUCGGACCCCGGGUGCACACGCUGGGCUCCCUCGCUGUGGCUGGCCGUUUCUUUCUUUCUUUUUUUUUUUUUGCUACGCUUGCCAACCUGUCAGCUGAUGGACCUCAUCACCCAUAGUGGCGCAUGUAGCUCGGCCGCAGCUCGCUCCAUUCACGCCGCGCCCCCAAGGCCGCCCGCGGCCCCUGCACCCGGAGCUGAAGGGGGUGGCCCGCAGACCGGGGCCACCACCCGCCCCCGGGGGCCCGCGCCCAUCUCGCCCCGGCCUUGCGCCGCCCGGGGGGCGCUGCAAAUAGUCCUUUGUUUACAUGCAAUUCCUUACUCCGCGGAAGGAGGCCGGGGGAGUGCUGAGUUUUCACCAGCUGUUUCCCGCCUUGAAACAGACAUCUGA
Molecule: messenger RNA, 1413 nt
Organism: Rangifer tarandus platyrhynchus (Svalbard reindeer)
Lineage: Eukaryota; Metazoa; Chordata; Mammalia; Artiodactyla; Cervidae
Source: the annotation of a GenBank genome assembly